This is a messenger RNA of Cyprinodon variegatus (sheepshead minnow), 6481 nucleotides long. RefSeq names its product diacylglycerol kinase delta (gene dgkd). The record is from RefSeq and is a predicted model, not a curated record. Gene Ontology annotation, molecular function: protein homodimerization activity; protein heterodimerization activity; ATP-dependent diacylglycerol kinase activity. The coding region runs from base 12 to 3668 and encodes 1218 amino acids. The transcript is spliced from 31 exons. Gene Ontology annotation, biological process: lipid phosphorylation; intracellular signal transduction; diacylglycerol metabolic process. Lineage: Eukaryota; Metazoa; Chordata; Actinopteri; Cyprinodontiformes; Cyprinodontidae.
AUAAUGACAGGAUGGCGGAGGCAGGGGGACCGGAGUCCACUGCGGCCCGGUGUCCGGACGAGUCAUCGGACAGCGAGCCUGAACAGGAGCCCGGAUCUCCCCAGAAACUCAUUCGGAAAGUAUCCACGUCCGGUCAGAUCCGCAGCAAGACCGUUUUGAAGGAAGGGACGCUUAUGAAACAGACCAGCUCCUUCCAGCGCUGGAAGAGACGAUACUUCAAGCUAAGAGGAAGGACUCUGUACUACGCUCAGACCAGUAAGUCGAUCAUCUUUGACGAGGUGGACCUGACGGACGCCAGCGUGGCCGAAUCCAGCACCAAGAACGUCAACAACAGCUUCACUGUGAUCACCCCCUGCAGACGCCUCAUUCUGUGUGCUGACAACAGGAAGGAGAUGGAGGAAUGGAUGGCAGCGCUGCGCAGCGUCCAGAACAGACAGAACUAUGAGUCCACGCAGUACAGCAUGGACCACUUCAGCGGGAUGCACAACUGGUACGCCUGCUCCCACGCCAGACCCACGUACUGCAACGUGUGUAGAGAGGCUCUGUCAGGAGUCACAUCCCACGGCCUGUCCUGUGAAGUGUGUAAGUUUAAGGCUCACAAGCGCUGCGCGGUCCGAGCCACCAACAACUGUAAGUGGACAACUCUGGCUUCUAUCGGGAAGGACAUCAUCGAGGAUGAGGACGGGGUGUCCAUGCCUCAUCAGUGGCUGGAGGGGAAUCUUCCCGUCUCAGCUAAGUGUAGCGUCUGUGAUAAGACAUGCGGCAGCGUCCUCCGGCUGCAGGACUGGAGGUGUCUGUGGUGUAAAGCCAUGGUUCACUCAGGCUGCAAGGAGCAGUUGUCGUCCAAGUGUCCUCUGGGUCAGUGCAAAGUGUCUGUCAUUCCUCCGACAGCACUCAACAGCAUCGAUUCAGAUGGGUUCUGGAAGGCGUCCUGUCCUCCGUCCUGCACCAGUCCUCUGCUGGUUUUUGUAAACUCGAAAAGUGGAGACAAUCAGGGCGUGAAGUUCCUGCGCCGUUUCAAACAGCUGCUGAACCCGGCGCAGGUGUUUGACCUGAUGAACGGAGGACCUCACCUGGGCCUGCGACUCUUCCAGAAGUUUGACACGUUCCGGAUCCUGGUUUGUGGAGGAGACGGCAGCGUCGGGUGGGUUCUUUCUGAGAUCGAUGCCCUGACGCUUCACAAACAGGUACCAAAUUGUCAGCUGGGUGUCCUUCCUCUUGGAACCGGGAACGACCUGGCUCGGGUUCUGGGCUGGGGCUCGGCCUGCGACGACGACACGCAGCUUCCUCAGAUACUGGAGAAACUAGAGAGAGCUAGCACCAAGAUGCUGGACAGAUGGAGCAUAAUGGUCUAUGAGACAAAGUUUCCACGGCAACACUCCGCCUCCACUGUCACAGAGGACUGCAGUGAUGACUCUGAGGUCCAGCAGAUUCUAACCUAUGAGGACUCGGUCGCUGCUCACCUCACAAAGAUCCUGACCUCAGACCAGCAUUCAGUCGUCAUCUCCUCAGCCAAAGUUCUGUGCGAGACCGUGAAGGACUUUGUGGCCCGUGUUGGUAAAGCGUAUGAGAAGAACACCGAAAAUUCAGAGGAGUCUGAGGCCAUGGCCAAGAAGUGCGGCGUUCUGAAGGAGAAACUCGACUCACUGCUGAAGACUCUGAACGAGGAGUCUCAGGCCUCAUCGCUGCUCCCCCCCGCUCCUCCGCCUACCAUCGCUGAGGAACAGGAGGAGCUGGAAGUGGCCGGUCUGCCUCCUCCUCUUCAUCCCGCCCCUCCUUCGCACCCCACCUGUUCGCCGCGUACAACGCCCCCUCCAUCCACAGCGGCCGCCAUUUUUAAACCUCGGGAGCAGCUGAUGUUGAGAGCCAACAGCCUGAAGAAGGCGAUCCGACAAAUUAUCGAGCACACGGAGAAAGCUGUGGACGAGCAGAACGCUCAGACCCAGCAGCCGCCGCACAUGUUCUCCGUGGGUCCGGCUGAGCAGCAGGUGGGUCUGGUGGAAGAAGAGGAUGAGGAAGAGUGUGACGAGGAUAAGACGUCCCUGCAGUCGUCCUUUAGUGCCAAGCUGCGUAGCAGCCGCAGAGUCAGCAAGACGCCGUGUGAAAAACUGAUCCAAAAAGCCAUCCUGCCACUGGGGAGCUCCGCUUCACUUCCUGCCCAUACAGGAUGCAGAGACAACAUGCCAAUGCUGAAUACAAAGAUCUUGUAUCCAGGCUCUCUGACGAGUAGCUCGGUCAUCAGUCGGCUGCUGGUCAACGCCGACCCGUUCAGCUGCGACGCCGACAACAUGGACUGCUACACUGAGAAGUGCGUCAUGAACAACUACUUUGGCAUCGGGCUGGAUGCUAAGAUCACUCUGGACUUUAACAACAAAAGAGACGAGCACCCAGAAAAAUGCAGGAGCCGCACCAAGAACCUGAUGUGGUACGGUGUGUUGGGAACCAAAGAGCUGCUACACAGAACCUACAAGAACCUGGAACAGAGAGUCCUGCUGGAAUGUGACGGGCGGUCCAUCCCCCUCCCCAGUCUGCAGGGAAUCGCUGUGCUCAACAUCCCAAGUUACGCAGGAGGAACCAACUUCUGGGGCGGAACCAAGGAGGACGAUACCUUCACUGCGCCAUCAUUCGACGAUAAGAUCCUGGAGGUGGUUGCCGUGUUCGGCAGCAUGCAGAUGGCCGUAUCAAGAGUCAUCAACCUGCAGCACCACCGCAUUGCCCAGUGUCGAACAGUGAAGAUCACCAUCCUUGGGGACGAAGGUGUCCCGGUUCAGGUGGACGGGGAGGCCUGGAUUCAACCUCCCGGAUACAUUAAGAUCAUACACAAGAACCGGACCCAGACGUUGACCAGAGACCGGGCCUUUGAGAACACCCUGAAGUCCUGGGAGGACAAACAGAAAUGUGAGUUCCCUCAGCCCCAGCCCUCCCUGCCCCCCCAGCCAGAGAACGUCUCUGAGGAGGAGGCCUUGCUGGUCAGCGAGUUUGGCCGGGCAGCUGGAGCCCUCAUCCACAGUAUCCGGGAGGUGGCCCAGUUCCACCACAGCAUGGAACAGGAACUGGCUCACGCUGUUAACGCCAGCUCCAAAGCCAUGGAUGUGGUCUACGCUAAGAGCUCCGAGGCUCUCAGCUGCAGCUCUGUGGUCAAUAUGGUCAGCGACGUCAAGGCUUUGCUCAGCGAGACCGAAUUGCUCCUGGCUGGAAAGAUGUCCAUGCAGUUGGACCCUCCUCAGCAGGACCAGCUAAAUGCAGCUCUGGGUUCUGUGGCUCAGGAGCUCCGUCGCCUAUCUGAUGUCCCCUGGUUGUGUCCCGUCAUCGACCCGUCGGACCCGGAGGGUCUUCUGGUGGAUUUCUCCAAACGGAGUCAAAGUGGAAAAUUUCGUCUCGUCUCAAAGUUCAAGAAGGACAAAAACAACAAGAACAAAGAGAUGUGCGCCACCCUGUCCCUGCCAGUUCACCAGUGGGGGACCGAGGAAGUGGGGGCUUGGUUGGACUUCCUCUGUCUUUCUGAGUAUAAGGACAUUUUUACUGGUCAUGAUGUCCGUGGAGCUGAGCUGAUCCACCUGGAGAGGAGGGACCUGAAGGACCUUGGAGUGACGAAGGUCGGCCACAUGAAGAGGAUCCUACAGGGCAUCAAGGAGCUUACGAGGAACAGCAGCGCCAGCGAGGCCUAACUACCUCCAGGAACUGCUGCCUGCUGUCCUUCUACCUCUGCUGCCUUUCUCCACCGCCCAGAAACCAGGUCCAAAACCCCAGGUCUAGAACCGGUGCUCAGCAAAAUGGAAACCAGCAUUUCACAGGAACCAGCCGGUUCUCCCCUAAAGAAAAGGACCAAUCAAAUGAUCCACUAGUGCCUUUACAUUCCAACCAGAACCCACCGGCUAAACUCAGAGCCUGCAGCCGGCCCGGUUCUCAGUGAAAAAUCUCCAGAUCAGAACCAUCUAAUCUAUUCUAAUCAGAUCAAUCUGUUCCAUCUCUGACCAUUUCCUAAGAAUCUGUUUCUGAACAGUCAGAAGCUGGUUUUUCUUCUGAGUGCUAAAGACUGUCAACUGAUCCGGUUCUGACCCGCUUUGCUGGGCUGUAAUUCCUUGGUUGAAUCCUUAAGUAAUUCUGAAGAACAUAAACUCCUUGUGUUGCGUUCAGGUUCUGAUGGAUUUCUGAACGAGCUGCUCACAGGUUUCCUAUAUGAAGUAAAUCAAAUUCCUAAAAGUGUGUUUGGAGACCAAACAGAACCACAGACUGGGUCUGAAUUCUGUUUAUAUUUUCUUAUUAACGACUUUUAGAUGGUGGAGAUUUUUCACAGACUGAACCAGAACCCUGACCGGGUUCUAGCUGGGCCAGGCCAGCUGCAGCUCUAUGAGCCAAAUUCUGGACUGGAGUGAGCCGGAACCGAACCACGGUGAUGCUCAAUUAUCACUCGGAUCCCGCUCUGGUUUACCCUCUACGGAACAUCGUAACCCAGCUGAUUCUUUAGAACCUCCUCCCGUUUCAUCUUUUGGACCAGGAUCCAGCAGAACCCUUUAAACAACAGCUCGGAGACGAAAAACCAAACCUUUAAAGGCCCCAAACCCCUUAAUCAGAACAAAAGACUCCCAAGAGAGACAGAAUGAGACCCGACCUGACAACCCUCUGAUCCCGUCCGGGUGAUCCAACCCGACAGUUAGUUGUUUCUGGGUCGUCUAAGCCCAAAUGAGCUCCUCUUAUUAACUUUUGCAUGGUGGUUCUGAUUAUAAAUUGUCAGAACACUUUUAGUCCUAUUCACGUUUUUGGGUCCAAAGUUAAAAGAUAGAAAGAAAAUUUGAAUACUGAAGCAAUCCAUCAGAUUCAAGUACCUGGACUUGGCCUAAUAUCAGGAACCAGAACCACCGUCUGGGUUCAUGUUCUGCUGCAGCUCCAGGGUUCUGCUUCUAGCUCUGAUCAAACCCUGGUUGAUGUUCCAGAUUUAACGGAUCAGCUGUCAGAUGGAGACUCUGACGUCCCACAGUCCUCUAACGCACCAGCAGAUGAAGAUCAACCACAGACUGAACGUUUCUCAUCAGUCAGUUGAUGCCUUAAACACCCAGAGAGGGGUCAUGAUCGGGUCAGCGGCUCCCGAUCGCCUCCUGAGUGUCGCCAUGUUGUCUGCUGUCAGCCUUUAGCUUCUGUUUUCUAUAGAUCGUUUGUGUUCUACAGUGUUUGGGAUCGGAUUUUUAGAUUCAGAUGUUUCCAAAUGUUUGUAUUAUGGCUCCAAAUGUUCUAACCCGGAGCCCGGCAUUUAAAAUAUUUGACCCAGACAUUUUUUCAAACUUUUUCUAGCUACUUAAGGUCCCAAAUGUCUCCAAACUCUGGACUCAAGGUCUACUAUCCUGCUUCACAUAUAUUUCAGAUUCUUUAUCCAGGUGUUCAAGUCUAGUUCUUGAUGUUUCCGAAGCUUCAUCCAGCUGUUUUAUAGUCGACCUAGACACACCUGAGCCUUCAGGUUCUGGGACCUGACCCUGAUACAUGCAGGUAUAGAUCCAGAUUCUUCUGAGCCGGGAUCCAGAUGUUUUAAGAGUCCUGCUGCAGAUGUUUUAGAUUCUUAAUCAUUGUGUUUUGUGUCAUUUCUAGAGCUUAAAGUGUGGAUUUAAACGUUUCUGAGUCCAUUCUCCUCUCUUCCAAAAUUCUAGUUCCAUACUCUGAUCCUGUUCUGGUUCUGUUAGCUUCAAAUCUUUGAUUUGGAUGUUUUAGAACCUGGGCCAAAACCUCCACAUUAUUGAUCCAGAUGUUUGCACCUCUUCCCUGAUGUUUGAGUCCUAUUCAAAGUAUUUCAGAGGCUAGAAUCUGCCUCCAGAUGUUUCAGAUUCCAGAAGUUUUUUUUUUAACACAUGGACCCAAGCCCAGAUGAUACACAGGCUUCCAGAUGUUUCAGAUCCUGAAUGCUGAUAUUCAACGUUUAACAUCUUUGGUCUCGACAUUUGUUAUCUGGUUCCUGAAAGUCAAACAAUUCAUAAAAUCGACCCAGAGUUAUCCUGCUACAGAUGUUUCUUAGUCCUGAAUUUCCUGGUCUGGACCCAGAUGUUUUCAAGUUUUGUUGUUUAGGUUUUUUCAAGUUAUUGAUCCAGAUGUUUGUGUUUAGUUCCCCGUUUUUCUGAUUCUGCGUUUACGCACUGAAAUGUCUUAGUUUGGACACAUCUUAGGGAAAUGCCAUAACUGAGAUAUUUCAGAGUCCUAACUUGUAAAGUUCUGGAUCCUAAUUUUAUGUUUUUAUUUUUUUACCUCUGGAUCCAGACCCUGAAACAUCCAGAUCCUCCUCAGUGCCUUGCUCAAGGGCAUGUUGGACAUGUUUCUGUACUAGUCUGAUGAUGCAUCUAUUUAUUGAGUAAUUUAUGACUGAAUGCUGACCCUGUUCUGGUCGCAGGGGCGCCCCCUGCAGGGCUGUCAUUGUAAAUACAGAGAACAACUGAAACCUGUGGAAAAUAAACUUUGUGUUUCCCCUGAAACAUUUUCUUUUGGCUUCUCUGUGAAAAAC